Entrophospora sp. SA101 is the source of this 399-nucleotide messenger RNA. Lineage: Eukaryota; Fungi; Glomeromycota; Glomeromycetes; Entrophosporales; Entrophosporaceae. The record is from the annotation of a GenBank genome assembly.
AUGUGUCGCGGUAAAGAAAAAACAUCAUCAGAAUCAUCAUCACAUUUAUCGGAAACAAAUUGUGCCAAGUUCCAAUUUCCAAUUUCUCAACACGAAACUCACGAAUUACAUAUCCCAAUUCCAACCGUUAAAGAAACACUUGACUUACUAGGCAACGAAUAUCCAUUGGAAAAAGAGUUGAAGCCGUUUUUUUUGUUUUGUUCAAUGAUUGAAAAAUCGAUUAAAGAAGAUAAGGAAAUCACUGAUAAAAAAUGGGCUUUGAAUAAUGUUUAUAAGGUUGGCAAAGAAAUUUGGGAUGGAUUGGAUAGAGAAUACACGGAUGAAUAUGAAAGAUUAUUGUCGAAUGAUGAAGUAAUAAACAAACAUGACAAACUUAAACCAAUCGACAAAUCAGAAUAA